GACCGGGGCUGGUAGCCGCACGGGUUGGUAGCCGCACUGGCUUUUUCCCCAAAACUAUAAAUAUGGCGACAAUGCCGCGUCUCGUGUUUUAAAGCUUAAGUCGCGCCCGAACUUUGUGGAACGUUUCAGUCUGAUCAGUGCAAUAGAAGUGAAUGCACGCCAUCAAGUGUUAUUUUGAUGCUCAAUAUGAGAAACCGUAAAAGAACCACUGAAAGGGGUAAGACACCAGCACACAUUAUGCUAAGGGCUGCAAGAGAGGUCAAAUUAAAUAAUAAAUCCAUUAGAGGAGCAGGAACCGAUUACGAUAUCCCUGAAAGAACCCUGAGACGAUUUCUGCAGAAAGUCACGGAUGAAGAGCUUUAUGGCACUAAUGAACUACCUACAACUGCAGUCGGCUAUAUAAAAAAUAGACAGGUUUUCUCCGACGACCAAGAGAAACAAUUAGAGGAAUAUAUAUUAAAGGCUGCCGAUGUAUACUUUGGCUUAUCACCAAAACAGAUAAGAACUUUUGCUUAUGAAUGGGCUGUCUCACUAAAAAUUAAAUUUCCCGAUUCCUGGAAUACAAAUAAAUGCGCCGGACAAGAUUGGUUUACCUAUUUUAUUAAAAGACACGCUGGUCUGUCCAUACGUACGCCGGAAGCCACAAGUUUGGCACGAGCAUCAGGAUUCAAUAAGCACAGUGAAACCUAA
Molecule: messenger RNA, 690 nt
Organism: Acanthoscelides obtectus
Lineage: Eukaryota; Metazoa; Arthropoda; Insecta; Coleoptera; Chrysomelidae
Source: the annotation of a GenBank genome assembly